Molecule: messenger RNA, 1043 nt
Organism: Penicillium robsamsonii
Lineage: Eukaryota; Fungi; Ascomycota; Eurotiomycetes; Eurotiales; Aspergillaceae
Product: rRNA-processing protein NSA2
Exons: 5
Coding region: 1-786 (261 amino acids)
Biological process (GO): maturation of LSU-rRNA; maturation of 5.8S rRNA
Cellular component (GO): nucleolus; preribosome, large subunit precursor
Source: RefSeq, a predicted model, not a curated record
AUGCCUCAGAACGAGUAUAUCGAGCGCUGGCAGAAGCAGCAUGGAAAGCGCCUUGAUCACGAUGAGCGCAUGCGCAAGCGCCAGGCUCGUGAGGGACACAAGCAGUCCCACGAUGCCCAGAACCUGCGUGGUCUGCGAGCCAAGCUGUACCAGCAGAAUCGCCACAAGGAGAAGAUUCAGAUGAAGAAGCGCAUCAAGGCCCAGGAAGAGAAGAACGUCAAGUCCGCCGCACCCGACGAGCCUUCCAAGACCCCUCUGCCCCAGUACCUGCUCGACCGCUCGCAGGAGACCAACGCCAAGGCCCUCUCCAGUGCUAUCAAGAAUAAGCGUAAUGAGAAGGCUGCUAAGUUUGCUGUCCCCCUGCCUAAGGUUAAGGGUAUCAGCGAGGAGGAGAUGUUCAAGGUUAUCAACACCGGAAAGAAGACCCACAAGAAGGCCUGGAAGCGUAUGAUCACCAAGCCUACCUUCGUUGGUAACGACUUCACCCGUCGUCCCGUUAAGUACGAGCGGUUCAUUCGCCCCAUGGGUCUGCGUUACAAGAAGUGUAAUGUCACACAUCCCGAGCUGGCUGUUACCGUGCAACUCCCCAUCCUGUCCGUCAAGAAGAACCCCCAGAACCCUCUCUAUACCCAGCUGGGUGUCUUGACCAAGGGAACAAUCAUCGAGGUCAACGUCUCCGAGUUGGGUCUUGUUACCACUUCCGGUAAGGUUGUCUGGGGUAAAUGGGCCCAGGUUACCAACACCCCUGAGAACGACGGUUGUGUUAAUGCGGUCCUCCUUGUCUAAAUUGACCACAAGCACUUCCUCUACAUUCCCGGCAGGCACUCGCCUGUCUUCGAUACCUCCAUGCUCAGGCAGUUCUAUAUUUCCCUUUCUUGAUACAUACGGUCUAUCAAGACUGUUCUAUUCUUGGGCGGUGUUAAUGGCGCAAAGUCAAGUCCAUUGAUUUCAAACGAAAAGUAUUCCGCAUGUUUGGCUUCUGAAUGGACAUAGCUAGUUUUUAGAUAGUCAGGAAUUUAUCAACUAUGAUUUUAUGAAGACAA